CUUCCUCAUUUCAUAAGCAUGAAACGUGAUUUUCUGGUUGACCUUGUCGUCGCCAUCUACGGAUCUGACUUCUCAUUAACGUAGUGAUUCCUUGAAAUCUUAGAAAUACCAAGUUCGGUCGACUUACUAACUAUACGAGAAAGAUACAUGAAUUCGAUACAUGAAUUUAAUCACGUCGGCCCAUCAUAAAUUAAAUCUGACUUUUCUGUAUACUUCCCUUUAAAUUUAUCAAUAAAUUCAAAGGUGGAAAACAGAGUGGGACAUAAGAAAUAACAUAAAAAAACCUUUUAACAUAAAUAUGUUAAGAUAAAAUUGUUAUUAUAAUCAAAAGUGCUGUGUUGUUAUCAACGCAUUAAAGGGGAAAUUUAUCUCGUGCAAUAUACGAAUGAGGGAAAAACCAAGUUUUUUCUUUUUUUUACAAAAUAAUGUGUCUGUGAGAAAUGGAGUGAGUAAGAAAGAGAAAGAGGAAAAUUCUUGGGUACACGUAUUUAUUCUUUUUCAAGUUGUCGUCGACCCGUGCAACGUAUCAGAGAUUCAUAUAUAAGUAAAGAGUCUCGAUAAAUUUCCGUACAGUCGAUCGUCGACCUUCCGUGAGAAACUUUGUUUGAGAAGUUUUGAGAGUCGUAUAUAAAGAUAGUUUUUUGUGAUCUAUAAUAAUUUAUUAUAAUCAAUUCUCUCUCUCUCUCAUCAUGACGAGCCGUGUCAGCGUUUUUACGAUUUUAAUCGUGCUUGCAGUAACAUCAAACACCAUAGCCUUUCCUCAGAUGAACUUGAAUUUAGAUGAUUUUUCUCAAGUUAAUGGGUUCGCUUUUGACGGUCCUAUAAGAACUACAAGUCAACGUCCUGCAAAUAAUGGAAUUAUGGAUAUUACAACAACGACACGAGCAACACCUGCACCUGUUACGCCAGGACCCCCAGGUUAUGAAGAAUGCAUUUCUUCGUGUGCGGUUACUGCAGAAUAUAAUCCUGUAUGUGGAACAGAUAACAUCACAUAUGAAAAUCCUGGAAGAUUGAAUUGUGCAGUUUUGUGCGGCAAAAAUAUAAAAACAAAUACAUACGGACGUUGCGGUGCUGAUGGGCUAAGAGGUUAAUUGAUCUUUGGCACGAACUGAUAAUAGUGAUUUAUUAUUAAAUAGAUAAGUAAUCUAUUAUGGAAGACUGUUUAGUGAUUUAUGUUUUAUAAUUUUUUCUAUUAAAAAUUUCUUUUAUUGCUUCUAAUACGUUUCUUCGAUAAUAUUAAUAAAUAUCAAAAUAUCAAAUUUAAUAUACAUUCUCAUUUGUUUUUUCUCUAUUAGAUUAUUAUUAACGAUAAAAUAAUUUAUAACAAUGAUUUCAUUUUCAUCAUACACCGUUAUUAAUUGUUAUUAAUAAUUGACAUUUAUUAUAUUUAUUGCGUAUACACUGUAAUUAUCUUCUUUUUUUGUAAAAAUUAAAAUAAUUUCCAAGUAACAAA
This is a messenger RNA of Polistes canadensis, 1453 nucleotides long. RefSeq lists its product as uncharacterized. NCBI's taxonomy places the organism in Eukaryota, Metazoa, Arthropoda, Insecta, Hymenoptera, Vespidae. Gene Ontology annotation, molecular function: protein binding; serine-type endopeptidase inhibitor activity. The coding region runs from base 690 to 1091 and encodes 133 amino acids. The record is from RefSeq and is a predicted model, not a curated record. The transcript is spliced from 5 exons.